CCAAUCAAACAUAACCCUACUUCGGUCGUUACUGCUGUUUUUGAAUUUUCUGUGAUAUCUCAUUAAAAAUGUUUCCCACGAGUACUCAAGCCAAACACUGGAUGUACAGUAGCGAAGAAGAAUUAAACGAACUCAGGGAAAAAACGAAUCUGAAACAUAUUCAAGUAUACGGAAGAAAUGUUAAUGAUAGCAAUAAGUAUGAAUAUUAUUUAACCCCUGAAGAAGAGAAAAUAAUGCUUAAACACUACGAGUUGAGGUUAAGAGACUUCUGUAAGCGAUUUCAACCUCCGAUGCCAAGAUGUGUUAUUGGGACUUCAUUCCACUACUUCAAAAGAUUCUACAUUCAUAAUUCUGUUAUGAAUUAUCACCCUAAAGAAGUUAUGGUUACAUGUAUUUAUUUAGCUUGUAAGGUAGAAGAAUUUAAUGUAACCAUACAGCAAUUCGUUGCUAAUAUUAAAGGAGACAGGGAAAAAGCCACAGAUAUUAUUUUGAAUAACGAAUUGUUGCUAAUGGAACAACUUAAUUUCCAUUUGUGUAUACACAACCCGUUUAGGCCAGUAGAAGGAUUAUUAAUCGAUAUAAAGACUCGCAGCACUCUAAAUGACCCGGAAAGGCUUCGGCCAGGAACAGAGCAGUUUUUAGAGAGAGCCCUAUUAACUGACUGUAUUUUAUUGUACUCUCCAAGUCAGCUGGCUUUAGCGGCCGUUUUGCAUGCUGCUUCCAAAAUCCACGAAAAUUUGGAUUCUUAUGUGACUGAUACACUGUUUGGGGAGGAGGGAAGAGCUAAAUUGAUGGAGUUAAUUAGUGCUGUAAAAGCUAUAAGGUCAAUUGUAAAAAUGGUGGACAACCCUGUUGAUAAAAAUCAACAAAAAAUGUUGGACAAAAAAUUGGAUAGGUGCAGAAAUCCUGAGUAUAAUCCAGAUAGUGAAAUAUACAAGAAGAGACUUCAAGCUAUGCUUGAGGAUGAUGAUGACUUAUAUCAGGCAAUAACAUCUAAUGUUGAUGAAUUUAAUAGUUCAGCUUUAAACAUGUCAAUAACAUCACCAUAAUUUUCUUUACUAAAUUAUUUUUUUCAGGUUUAUUUUAAACGAAUCCAUUUAAUAAAAUAAAUACUUUUUGUCAAAAAUUAUUUACUCAUAA
Molecule: messenger RNA, 1140 nt
Organism: Brassicogethes aeneus
Lineage: Eukaryota; Metazoa; Arthropoda; Insecta; Coleoptera; Nitidulidae
Source: the annotation of a GenBank genome assembly